AUUCCUUCAACCCGAACUUGCACUCUACAAUGAUGAAAUUCGCCUGGUUCCUCCUCGUCUGCGCUGCUGGUGCCCUUGCCAUGCCCACCGCCGGAGAUGAUGCUCCCAUUCGAUGCCCCAAAGCCACUGAUUGCCCUAAAGGAUGGACUUGCUGUGGUCCGGCCGACAUCGAACUUGGCGGAACUUGCGUCUUGCUCCAGCCGGGCCAAUAUUGCACCGUCUAAAUCGCCAACGGUCAUCCGUGACCGACGCCAGCUACUAUGCAACCAAAGCAGUGAUCAUCCCUUUUGUGGCCUUAUCCAACUUUAUCACUCUAAGUACUGGCGGAUUGAAGGACUUUAAAUAACAUUGAUCGCAAUAUACUCCAUUGUUUUGAGCA
This is a messenger RNA of Coprinopsis cinerea okayama7#130, 379 nucleotides long. RefSeq lists its product as hypothetical. The transcript has 5 exons. Bases 30 to 224 code for a protein of 64 amino acids. NCBI's taxonomy places the organism in Eukaryota, Fungi, Basidiomycota, Agaricomycetes, Agaricales, Psathyrellaceae. The record is from RefSeq and is a predicted model, not a curated record.